This is a messenger RNA of Aphanomyces invadans, 2144 nucleotides long. RefSeq lists its product as hypothetical. The record is from RefSeq and is a predicted model, not a curated record. The transcript is spliced from 5 exons. The coding region runs from base 29 to 2071 and encodes 680 amino acids. Lineage: Eukaryota; Oomycota; Saprolegniomycetes; Saprolegniales; Verrucalvaceae.
GGAGGAUUUGCACGACCAAAAGUCGACGAUGGCGACGACUUCCCGCAGCCGGCUGAACUCGGUCCAUGCUCUGGUGGACGAGAUCCGACUAGGCGAAGAGGCAAGCGAUCAUGCAACGUCGCUGUGGGAGAAAUUGGAGAGCCACGGGCUGAAUGACACGGACGCGUGGCUGUGUGGAGCGCUCAUGCAACGCCUGGCCCUUGCAGCAUGUGCACCCACGUGCAAUUCAUCAGGCCACACCGAGAUCAUCGGAAAAAUCAGCCAGGCGAAGCAGUCAGUUGAAGCCGAGCGAGUGCACAUUAUUAGUGCUCAGUGCAGCGCGCUUCGUUUGCUGCAUGCCGUCAAGCCGAUGAUGGUCCGUCCCCACGUCAGCAUUGCACCGUACAUGUCGGUGGUUCGCCAAAGCACGAACGUCAUGGAUGAACGCAAUCAGCGCGAGGAAAUUCUCAAGAUUUGUCGCGACGUCUUGAUCUCGAGCAAUCUUCGUGCAGAUGUCGAAACCAUAUGCAUCGAGUUCUUACAUGACGAAUCCACUGGCAUUCGGUCGAUUGCCAUCGAUGGCCUCCUCUCGCUGGCGUCGUCGUCCCGCGUACUUCCGCGGUCCCUUAUUGCGUCCGCGACUAGUCUCCUUGGGGACGCGACAUCGUUCAGGUCUGCCUCGAGUCGGGUCGCUGCGCUCCGGUUGCUUCGUGUGGUCGCGCUUCAACACAGAGACGCAUCAGUGCUUCCAUCCUUCUACGCGCAUGCCAUGGAUCGAUCGCCGCUCGUGCGGCGCGAGGUGGCGCUGUCUCUGCGUUAUUUCCAUACCGUCGCGUCAGCCUCUCAACUUGGCCAGUGGCUGUUGAAGACGCCGCUGGAGGAUGGACAGCCACACGUUUCCACCGAGCUGCUGGCCACGGGGGUGUUGCUCUCGUUGCUCGAAGAUCAGCACGCCGAGGUUCUCACUGAGGCAUCCCGCACCAUCGUGGCGAUCGCACGACUUCGGCGCGAUCAUCUUCACGUAGCGGCACUUGAAAAAGCCAUCACUGCCCAUGCGGACCUCGUCCACACCCGCGCAUUGUCGGAGAAACUCACGAUUACGCUGUCGCUGGCGUCGUUGCUCCAGUGCCAUGUCCCGCGCCCGUUUGCCUUUACUGCCGAGCAGAUGGACUACAUGUUUUCAAAUCCGCCGUCGGAUGGCCCGCAUGCCGCCGCCCUUCUGUCGGUCCUUGCCGCCUCCGCAGUCGAGAACCUGCUCCAUGCCAAUCGAACUGUUGACUUUUUGGCAGCUGCCUCCGCAUUGUACUGGCCGCCCGCAACUGCUGCCACAACCACAUUGCCGGCCCCCACGCCACUUGCCCCGGCGCUGCAAGCGAAAAUGUUUCAGCUGACACGUCAAAUCGGCCGUGGUGCGGCGCAGCUCCUUGGCCUCGAUGCUGCGCUCCGCGAUCGAUUGCGAACGCUGCAGCAUCUCACGCUUAUUCGUGAAUUUACCGCCCCCGACUCCCCGUCGCCGUCCGCUUUAUUUGUGUCGGCGACAGCCAAAGACAUCCAGAAGCAGCCAGCGCAGACGGGCAACGUGAUUCAAGCAGUAGUCUUGCCACCAAAACCCGUGGCAACCUGUGUACCAGGGUGGCAACAUGAAGUUCCAGUGCACGCACUUGUCUACGGCGCCGACGACCCCACCAGUCUCGCGAUCAAGAUCGUGGUUCGUGGCCAAGAGCCGCUUCGUGUGUAUAGCCACGACGUGCUACCAAGGAAUAUCUCGUGGCUUGAUCGCCGAGCGUGGCAAGUUCGAUGCGUCAUUUCGGUGGCACUGAUGGCCGCAGACACGACCGUCGAAGCGAUUGUUUGCACCAAAACAGCGCAGGUUCAGUUCCUUACUUCGGCGCACUUCCACGGCGACUCGUAUGGCACGUUCUGUUUAGGAUCAAGUCACCGAGAUGGGGCCACCAGUGGUAGUUGGUGUGAAUCAACCACUGAAGCUUGCGCUCAACAUGUCCCCCAUCCACCAUCAACGAGCGAUGCUGGCUUAACCAAAAAUUCGAUGCAUGGACGAUGGAUAUUUUGGGGCCUAUUCUUGCCCGUGUGAAAAGCGGGUUGAAUGCCUAGAGACAAGGUAUUGCAUCGGCGGGAAGUUCAUUCGAUAGAAGGCAUCGUUUUUC